AUGGACGGUAAUUCAAAGAUAAAUAACCAUGAACAUACAGAAAAUUUGAAUGAUGCGAUCAUACAAAAAUACAAAAUAUGGGUUGAUUUGCCUGAAACAAGAAAUAUUUUAAGUACAUCUGUGAGUAGAAGUUUUAUUAAUAUUCCGUAUGAAAAUUACAAAUUCAAUUUAAGAAGAAUGAAUACAAUAGAUACAGCAGAUUUAAUCAAUAAACAAAAAUUAUGUGAAUUACCGAAAAUUGUUAACAAAAGUAUAAACAGCGAAGAAAAUAUAAAUGAUUGCAAUGAAACGGAUCAAAUUAAGAGUGUGAAUGGAGAUAUAAGAAAAAAUAAUAAUUGUAAUUUGAAUGAAAUAAAAGAAGAUAAAAAAAAAUAUAUUAAUGGAAUAAAAGUAAAAAAUCAAACAUAUUUAAAAAAUGACGACACAAAUCCAUCCUUUGGGACGCAAUUUCACGAAAAAGGAACAUGUAAUCCUUGUAGAUAUGAAUGGACACGUGGGUGUCAUAUGGGUAGAUUUUGCAGAUUUUGCCAUCAUUCUUCGCAUGUUCCAUUGGGUACAGAACGAGUAGUACCAGAUCCCAAAAUUUUAGCUACUACCAAAGUUAGACCAGAGAAUAUUUUAACUUUCAGAAAAUUUGCAAGUUAUGCAACAAGCAUGAAUUCUUUACUUGAUGCUAAUUCUCCAAAUCAUAUAUAUGAAGACAAAGUCAAAACGUACAAUAAUAGUAAAAUGAGUAGCCCAAAUAGAAAUAACAUAAAUAAUGCAAAUAAUUAUAAAAAUGGGAAUAACUAUAAAAAUAAUUCUAAUUUUAAAAAAACUAGUAAUUACAAAAGUGUAAACAAUUAUAAAAGCAUAAAAGUUUAUAAAAAUACAAACAUUUAUAAAAAUUCUGAUAAUUAUGUAAAUACAAAUAACUUAGACAAUACUGGUUAUCUUAAUUUUAAAUAUUAUAAUGAUACAAACUAUUUUAAUAAUUACGAAAAUCUGUCUAAUUGUUAUAAUAGAACAAAGCUCCUUACUAAUAAUAAGGAUAAUGAAUUUCAUAAAACAUUAGAUACUUUUUCAAAUAAUAAGGAUACAUUAAAAAAUUUUAAAGAGUUGAACUCUUUUACUAGAGAAUCCGCUUUAAAAACCAUAAAUUCUUAUCAAAGAAUCAAACUAGUUUCUUAA
This is a messenger RNA of Plasmodium gallinaceum, 1170 nucleotides long. RefSeq names its product conserved Plasmodium protein, unknown function. Lineage: Eukaryota; Apicomplexa; Aconoidasida; Haemosporida; Plasmodiidae. The record is from RefSeq and is a predicted model, not a curated record. The transcript is spliced from 3 exons. Bases 1 to 1170 code for a protein of 389 amino acids.